AAUAACAAGUACUUUUUAAUAGAAAUGUAGAGGUUAUCCAAAUAGUAAAAUAACUUUUACAUUUCGAAUUUCGAUGAACAUACGAAAUUAUUGGUUAGAACUUCAAUUCUCGCAUGGUUUGUUUACUUUACAAAAUACCGGUAGAUCAGUUUUACGUUCUAAUGUAGUUUGAAAUGUCUUCAACUAAAAUUCACAAUGUACGAUUUUAUACGUCUGAACCACGAGCAAUUCGUUGCAUGGCACUUCAACCCGACACAAAAAAGUUAGCUGUGUCUAGGGUAGAUGCAAGCAUAGAAAUAUGGAAUAUAACUAAUCUGUGGUUUAUAGAGAAAACGAUAGCCCCUGAAUCUGAGAAUUUCAGUAUCGAGAGUUUAAAAUGGUUUAACAACCGAUUAUUUAGUGUAGGCCUUCACGGUCUUCUGAUAGAAUAUGAUUUGUAUAAACUAGCUGUAAGAAAUAGAUCAACUGUCACUGGUGAAGCUGCGUUCUGUUUAGAUAUUCAUUCAUCGAAGUCUCAAAUAGCCAUCGGCACAGAACAGGGUUAUUUGAAUAUUUUUACAAUCGAGGAAGAUGGAGUUUGUUUCGAAAAGUUCUUAGACAAACAGGAAGGUAGAAUAAUGUGUCUCAAGUAUGAUACAAGUGGAGAGUUUAUCGUUUCUGGCAGCAUCGACGCUAUUAGAAUAUGGAAUGUAGAAUCAGGACAUGCAAUUCAUAAAAUGACUACAGGAAGAUCGGAAGCCAAUAAACCCACAAUUGUUUGGUGUUUAGAAGUGACCAGUGAUUUUACAAUAAUUAGCGGCGAUUCUAGGGGGAAGUUAACAUUCUGGGAUGGUAAAAUUGGUGCCCAGUUAGAAAGUUAUCAGUCUCAUCAAGCUGAUAUACUAUCCGUGGUUUUAUCAGAAGACGAAAAUAGUCUGUGUUGUGCUGGCGUUGAUCCAAAUAUUAUAAAUUAUGCGAAAGUUAGCGUUAAAGGAGACACACAGAAGUGGGUAAAAAGCACCCAGAAACACAUCCACGACCACGACGUAAACGCGUUAAUUUUCUGUAACAAUAAACUUUACUCGGGUGGAGCUGACAGCUAUUUGGCAGGCAGUUGCCACGCCCCAAAAACAGUUUUAAAAAUGCCACCCAUCUUGCAAGGUCCAUGCGUACAUUUAGCAACGGAAGCGAGGUGUCUCAUGUUAAGAUAUUCCAAACACGUCGAGGUCUGGACGUUAGGAAGAAGCGAAAACACCGAUUCCAACUAUAGGGGGCUCAUUACAUUAAAAGAAGAACCAAAAAAAUUAUUGGUUUUGCAAAGAGUUAUUAAGGAUUAUGAUGGGGAUGAGGAAAAACUAGGAGUAUUGUUUUCUUGUAUUUCUAAUAACGGCAAGUGGAUUAUAUUUAGUACCAGUUUGGGAGUUAGGCUGUUUCAGCUUGAUUAUGUGGAGGAAAAACCAAGUCUCUUGAAAGUAGACGACCUAGAGAACAAAGAGGUGCCAUGCGUUAAUGCAACCUUUACGCCAAGUAAUUCUCAGUUUAUAACGGCACCAAACACUGGUGGAUUGUUUGUAUAUGACAUAAAAUAUGACAGAGUGUCGAUAAGCCAAACUUUGGAAAGUCUAGAUUUGUCGGACACCGUAACAUUUUUGACUGUAUCUGCCUGUGGUAAAUAUCUGGUAGCGGCUGAUCCUUGUAGCAACAUCGUGGUGUGGGUUAGGAAAAAUGAAAAAUGGAACAGUCACUGUAAAUUGCCUAAAUAUCAGUAUCCCCCUACUGCUAUGGCGAUUCAUCCUAACACAGCUUGUUUGGUGGUGGCCUAUUCCGAUAAUAGUAUCGUAGAAUACGAUAUUAAGAAAAGGGCUUUUUCCACAUUUUCAAGGCGCUUACAAAAAUUUUUUUUCACGCAAUGGAAACUCAGGACGUAUCCCUUUAGAAAUAUAACAUUUGAUCCAAGGGUGGACAAUAUUGUGAUUCUUCAUGAUGAUGGCAAUAUCAUUAUUAUCGACAAAGACAAGGAAGCUUCUUGCAAAAACGCGAAAAAGCCCAAGAUAGACAAAACGCGAGCUAUUGAAAACGAAGGGGACAAAGUAUCAGACAAAAGUUUCCGUGUUGUUAAAAAGGAGAAGCACUUGGUACAUCUCCAAUGGCUUGAAGACGACGAAAUGGUUGCAGUAGAGGUCAACCCACUCAGUAUAAUGGAACAAUUACCUCCAGCUUUCGUACAGAAUAAAUUUGGUCGAAAAUAACAAAUACAUGUUAUUUUUUUGUUACAAACUAUUAAAACAAGAUUUAAGUACA
Messenger RNA from Anoplophora glabripennis (Asian longhorned beetle), 2280 nucleotides. RefSeq names its product U3 small nucleolar RNA-associated protein 4 homolog (gene l(3)72Dn). Gene Ontology annotation, cellular component: 90S preribosome; small-subunit processome; t-UTP complex. Bases 174 to 2228 code for a protein of 684 amino acids. Lineage: Eukaryota; Metazoa; Arthropoda; Insecta; Coleoptera; Cerambycidae. The transcript has 10 exons. The record is from RefSeq and is a predicted model, not a curated record. Gene Ontology annotation, biological process: maturation of SSU-rRNA from tricistronic rRNA transcript (SSU-rRNA, 5.8S rRNA, LSU-rRNA). Gene Ontology annotation, molecular function: RNA binding; protein binding.